AUGCUCAUUGAUGCUGUGAGGGUUGGGAGUGAAGGCUGAAUUUUCUAUUUCUUUUUCGUUACCCCUAUAAUUGUGCAACAUCUUUGGGUCAUCUGCCUCACCUGCAAAUGUUAUAUUAGGGUGUAAAUGAUGGAACCUCGCCUCAAAACAAAAAUAAAGAGAAAAAAUAUGACAACUGUCGAAUGAACUACUGUCUUGUUACUGGCUGCUUCGUAUCUAUAUAGAGCUAUGCAUGUAUUCAUGAUUUUUAAUGAUGGAGAUGAAGAUAAGUGUUAAAUCUAUUUAGAUAUUUUAAUGAUACAAAAAUGAAUGAUAGACAUUCAUUUCAAUUCUAUACACUUUCUAUCUUUUUUGUGACAUUUACUCUUUCUAUAUUUCUUUAAGUUUGGUUAUGCUUCUUUUGCUAGUGUGAAAAUUAUUUUAUAUAUUCAUUGUAAUAAAUGGGCCUCAUUUGUAGGUUUCUCCAUUUUGUUUUGUGGACGCUGUGAGGGAUUAUAUGUCUUUAACUAAGAGAUAUCCCAGAUUAUCAAUUUCUCCAGAAUUCUCUAAGGUAUAUCAUAGGCGUAUCUGCAGACUUUGCUUGUGGUUUUGUCAUCAAUUUAAAAAUGUUGCAAUUUCUUUUAGGUCGUCUUUAACUGGGCAAAGGAAAAGCUUAACAUUUCACUAUAUACUCCUGUGAGGUAAUGUGGACUUCAAAGAAUCUGUGAUUCAUUCAGCCUACCUGCACAUUGAUGAUGGUGGCAUUUGCAUUUUUUUGAUCUUGUUGUGAAUUAUAUAUUUAAUUUUGAAUCGAGCAGUUUUCAGCACGAAUUUGAAGUAGAUGCUGAGCAAAAAGAUUUAGAGCACAAUGUGGUGGAGACACAGAAGUCUAAGAGUGAUUCCACUGUCUGGAAUGCUAAGGUGACCGUGAAGAACAAUUCUUCGAAUUUUUUUUUUACGUGUUACACGCAAAGAAGUGUCUGUGGAUUGUUUGUCUAUGGACUUCGUUAUGCUUCGUACAUGUUACUUGGGCACAACUUUGCCAGUGUUUGAGAUAAUGCUAAACCUGGUUUGAAUGGAUCUGAUGUGCAUUACUCAUGUCUAAUAAAGUCUUUCUCGUUUCCUAUUCAUUCUAAAUUAAUAUGCUUCAUGCAUAAUGCACUUUAUAUAGAUCGAGAUAACAUUUCUGGAUAGUAUUUUUUUUGAUACGGAUAAUUAUCGAAAUUGUGAUAAAGUGUAUUUACGGUUUCCAAGGAGAUUUAUGCCAUUGGGAUAUUUCUUUUAGUCACUUGCCCAAGAGAUGUUAGUUGACUUAAUCUGAUUGCUGCGAUGGGUGCCAUCUUUUUGACGUUCAUUUUGAUGGUUUACACAUCUGACACAUGGUCAGCGGAAGGAGAGUAAUAUGGAAUUUUUGAUCCAAUUGGUGUUAAUCCUUGAAAUUAACUUUUCAUUAGUAAGGAUCUCUUUUCAGUCAGAUGGAAUUGUUUCUUGUUUUCUGAGUGGUAGUCAGUAGGCCACGAAUCAUUAGAAUGGAAAAUUUGCGGAGUAUAAUCACUGAAACUGGAAAGAUAAUAAUUUCGUUGUAUUGAGCACUUAGGGUUGUUGAGCUAGUAAGUGAAUCAAAUGACGUUCAAGGUUGUACAUCAAUUCUUGGCAAUGAUCUCCAAUUCUUUGUCAUGAUCCCUUAUUAUCCUUGAGUCGCCAAUCUUUAUGUACACCUUUAGAGACCAGUUCUGACAUAUCAUUGACAAAUUGGAUUUUUCGUUAGUUGUCAGCUAGGCAGAGCUUGUGAUCACUCACAUGAUGCCUGUUUUGUCGUUCACAGAACUCACUAUUGAAUUUGAGAAGUUUUUGUCUAAUGAUGAUUACAGUUUUUCUCUAUUGAAUGUGUGCAUCCGCCAAUUUGUGUUUGGUGUGGUAACACAGACUUCUUCUAGAGCGCGAAUCCUGUUGACUAUUUAUACGGUAUCAUCUUUGACCAAUAUGGCUUAAAACUUGCCAUGGGUAGGACCAUCAUAGAUUUCACCCGCAUAUAAUGUCAAAGUCUCAGUACUAUCUCGUUUCACUCUAUAACCGUGCUUCUCAAAUAUGUUUGGAUGUGUAAAGCUGGAAACAUUACGCAGCACAAUUCUCGAUUAAUGUCUUUAACAGUUUUGUCACAAUUAUAAUUCUUCUUCAUGCUUCACAACAAUUGAAGCAAGCAGGCCUCACUCCAGCCUCCUAAACAUCAGGGAAUUCAAUCAAGUAACGUCUCCAUCUUUUCUGAUAGCUGCCAGAAUAGAUACAAUUUUCUUUCCAUGAAGUAUUUUUUUCCCAUCUCUAUUGUUCCCAAACAUGUAAUACGUCUAUGUUUGCGAAUAAUUCAAUGCCAGUAAGAAUCUCCUAACCGCAAUCUGGUUGCGUGAAUCGAUCUUGCUGCUAGUUCAAAGUUAGUAAUGCCUUGCGAAUCAUUUUCUGCGGAAAUAUCCUCAGGGAUGGGCAUGCUGACUUCAUGGCAGUGAGACCCCUUAUCAAAGUCUUUACCAGAGGUUUCAUAGAUGACAAGAUAAUCAUAUUAUCUACAGAUUACAUAUUUGAAUAUCCAUCAAUUCGUUUAGCUUCAUUUUCAAGCCAUAGUCAGAAAUACCAAUGGAGUCUAUCUUGGUGGGUUCGAAUUCCAUUUCCAAUGCAAGUUGUCAUAAUCCAAUGGGACAGAUGGGGAAAAAUCUUACAGCCCUCUCUUUCUGGUCUGUCUUGGAAAUAACUGAAAUAUGACGGACAUUGGAAAAGGGGUAAACUAAGUGAUUGAAGGACCACUGUUGGUCCGUAGCUUAUGUUCGCUGCAAUGGGUGGCAGAGGAAUACGGAUUAAAUCCGUCACCUAUCUAGGAAUGAACGAAACGAGGUAAAGUGUGAAGAAACUAAGUAGUCAAAUUUUCACCAUUUCUGUACGUCUUUGGAGAUCUAAGGUUGGACACUAUCAUCACAAGCCCUAGAUAAUGAAAACUUAUUUUCUUUUAGAUCAAGGUUUUUAUUUGAUUAUUUCCAAGGAUGAGAUAAGAAUCCAAUCCAUUUCGUUGAAUUUUUAGUUGUCUAGUUUUCAUGUCCUGCAUUCUUUUCUUGUUCAUGGAACAUCAAAGCUCUUUUAUGCUGGAUUGAUUCAUAUUGAUUAGUCUCAUUUCAAGACAAAUGGUAUUCCUUGGUAAAAUUUGAAUUGAAUUUGAGUAAUGUCACUUGCUUGUUUUUUAUGUCAAAUGUGCUAGGAUUCUGAAAUUCGUUCACUCACUAACUUUUUAUUUCUAAAUAUCAAAUUGUAAUGCUUUUUCUUUAGAAACUAAUAUAGGAAACCCGGCUCAAGAUUCCCUUUAGCCACUUUUGGAAUAUACAUCACGAUUUGGAAUAUACAACACACUUCUGCGUCUUUUCAGUAGUUUGCAAGAUUUUUAGCCUGAUAUUUUCAUGCGAUGCUCGUCCAAAAUUUACAGAAACUUAUCCAUAUGUUGAUUCUUAUUCGUUCUGUUGAUCCAUGUCUUUGUCUACAUUUCAGGUGAUCUUGAUGAGUGGAAUCAGUGUUGAAGCUUUAGAGGAGCUCAAUGCUGAGCAAAGCUCUGAUGACAGGAUAUCCCAUAUUAACAAUCUUCUGAAGUUUGCCAUUCUCAGAAAAGAUCAUUCCUUUACGGCGAUUGGAGGUCCUUGGAAUGCCACUUUAGAUGGUGGAGAUCCUUCAACUGAUAACACGUCCCUAGUUCAGACAGCUAAAAGGUGUGUGGGAUUGUUCACUUUGUGACUUUAUAUUUUCUGGAUGAGCAGUGAAGACAUUUCCAUUGGUAGACUUUAAAUCUCUACAUUUUCUGUACCAGAUAUCUAAAAGAUUUGACCCAACUUGAUCUGGGAAACUGUCAGCAUUGGAAUGAAUUUAUUAAGGUAUUCCUUUUUGUUGCAUCUUUUUGUGUUUCCAGACGUGUUUUCCUCUAAAACAGAUUUUGUAGCUGGUUGUAUUCCAGUUGCUCCAAUUGAUGGAAGCAUGUGCAUUCAGUUUGUUCUUAAAAUUCAUCAUGCUUGUUCGGUUUCGGUUUUUUUCCUUGACUGAUAACAAAAGGCAAAUGCUAUAGAUUUGAGUAAUGGCGGUAUGAUAUCAUCAUUGUCAUCCCAUAAAUUCUGACUAUUUCAUAUUAGAGACGAAUUUGAUCUCUCCUUUUUUGUGUAGUGUUAUGGUUUUAUCCAACGUGCACAAUUUUAUGUUUCUCAUAACACAAUUCAAGUUUUUGUAGAAUGUUAUUUUACUUUCCAUUUUCUGGCAUAACGAAGAAUGUUCUUUACAUGACCGAUUCAUUCAUUUUAUUUGUACAAAGGAAGGGUGGGUGUGCUUUUGCAAACAUUUCAUCAGGGAUUUAUUAGGAUCCAUUCAUUUCUCUGUUUUUUUUUGCUCACGUAAUUGGAUAAUUUAGGGUAUGUAUUUCUGUUGGUUGAACGACUUAGAUAUGUUUCUAUUUUGCCCUGGGUUCACUGUUUCCAGUGUUUACCUUCCAUACUACACAUUCUGUCUACACCAUCAGGAGUCGUAAUCAUGAAAUGUGAACUUCAAGUGCAGUUCUUCCGUCCUGAAUAAUUUUUUUUUUUCCUUCAUAGUUCCCAGUUCUUUGUAUCUGAAACUUUUGUGUUUUCACUUUCUAUUUCAAAGGUCCAGGAAUGUCAUGUUGAGUCAUUAGCCAAUAAAUGUUUCCUGAAAUCUUCUAUGAUGCUAAUUGGUGAAAGGUUGGAGUUGCUUGUCUGUAUUUCUCAAGAUAAAUCAAUCAUUUUCUUGAGACCUCCAUAGUCAUAUGUCCCUGAAGUGAGCAGAGACGAGCAACAUUUGAAAAAAAUAGUCGUAAUAGUCCUCCCUAAGGGACGGCAUGACCUCCAUAGGUGUUACUGUCCACCACAUUGAGGAAUGCCUCUAGUUGUAAGGAUCCCCUUGGGGCCUGUGGUCUCCUGCUUGAGCCUUAAGUGUGUAACCCUGUCUCAUUUGGUUCCAAUAUGAUUGGCUGUUAAGUCCAUUCACAUCCUACUGUUCUUAAAAAACUAUUGGUGCCUCCCUUAGUAAUUGGGAUUGAGCAUCUGUGAUGCCAUACCUUUAACUUCAUAUUUGCCUGGCUGAAUCAUCACGAUUAUCUUACACGUGGGAGCGUCAGACAUCUUUUACCUUGCAUUGUUGCCUAGGUGAAUGAGGUCUUUGGCUCAAUAGCACAUUAUUUUUGAGUUUAGGAAAGGCUCUGUUGCGUAUGUUCCGUUUCGUGUAUCAUUGGCCUACUUGUUGUUUCAUAUGCUCCCAUUGAUUUUUUUCCCCUGUUUUUUGUAUUAUGGUCCAUUUUUUGUGCAUUUUAACAACCAACAUGUGGAGUUCGCUCAUGUUAUCGCUUUGAAAUAAUGGUGUGAAAUGGCUUCCGGCAGAUACACUAUGACAGAAUUGGGAAGGAUGGGCUACUUAGCCACAAAGAAAUCACCGUCCUAUAUUUGCCUGAUCUAUCAAAUUGCCUGCCUUCGAUAGAUCAAUGGAGAAGUCAGUGGCUUGCUCACAAAAUGAUGGUCGCUGAGAAGGAACAAUUCGCUGAAAAGCAGAAGGUUUUUUUUAGCUUCAGUUUUCUGUUUUCGAGUCUUUAUCUAUGGAUCCCAUUGAAGUCAAACUCAUUUUUCUUUCAUUGUUUCAGAAGUUGAGUGAAAAGGAUUUAUCACCAGGUAUGUAGAUUUAUUAAUUGUGUCCAAGUGUUACCAGUGGAAGUUUAUUUCUUUAGUUUGUCUGUUGCUGAGAGAGUGAAUGUUACGAAAAUCUUGUAGGUGAUCGGAAGCAUGAGAUAUCUGAGGUCGCUGUUGAUGUUGGGAAUGAUAUCAAAGUCAAGGUUGAGGAUGGUCCGGGCAAGCAUGACCUGGAAAGUCCUGACUGUGCAACUGCAUCUGAUGUUGAGAAAGCCGUGGACAUGGAUACAGGAGGGAUGUCGACUGCAGAUGAUAGACAAUCUAUCAAGGAGGGUGAGGUCGAAAGUAUUAAGGAAACUACUAGUGACAUGGAAAAUAUAGAAGAUGGAGCUUCUGCUCCAGCAAUAGUUGAUACUCGUAAGAAUGCUGAUAAGAUGGGGGAAACUGAUGAUGAGAACAAACAAGGUCAUCUGGAAGGUGCUGUCAAGCGUGAUGAGACUUCUCUAAGUGUGACUAAUGUCAGAACGUUUGUCCGGAAGAAGGUCACUAAAAAGAUUCCUGAGAAGACUCCUGAGAAAGAAGAUCAGAUUUUGGAAACUUUCAACGUACAGACUGAGAAAAUGGCUGAGAUGGAACCAGAAGUUUUGAAAGCAGAUGUCAAGGAUGAACAGGAGGGAGCUUCUGGAAAGGAGGCAGUACCCAAGACGGCUGGAAAGAAAAAAGUUAUUAGGAAAGUGAUAAAGAAAAAGAUCAUUAAGCUGGAUGAGAAACGUGAAAUUGCUGGUAGCAAGCAAGAUGGGAAAGCAGAUCCUGGUGGAGCAAUUGAAACUCACGAUAUAAAGAUAGAAGUGGAGGCUACUGUUGAUUCUGGUAUAAAUAAAUCAGGAGAUAGGGGUGGUAAUGAGUGUAAAGAACUGGGUAUUGUUAAGCAAGAUGAUUGUGGUGCGACAGAUGGAAAGGAGAACAAGGAAGAUAAAGAAGACGAGGAGAAGACAAUCCCAGAUGAUCAGGGUACUGUCGAGACUCAUGUUGCAAAACAAGAGGACUUGAAGAAACAUGGUGAAAAUGACAGGAGGGAGAAGGAUAAGGACGAGAAAAAACCUGAUUCUAAACAAAAAACUGGUAAGGAGUCCAAUGAAAAGAAGCCGGAGGUGGCUCCUGGAAACCCAGGUUUGUUUGUCCGGACAAAACAGACGACGGAGUCAAAAGUACGUUUUUAUCGUACCAUGAUAAUUUCUCUUACAAGUUUUUCUCAUGAUAUUGUAAUAUGCGUCAUGUUUCCAGACAUCAAUGAGAGAGAAUGUUGCUGCGCUUAUUUUUUUGUGCACAGAUACGCUCAAUUUCACUUUCACUUGACGGUCUCUUGGAUUAUAAUGAGAAAGACACUGAAGAGUCAACAGUUGAGGUUUGUCUUUCCUUGGCAUAAUCCUAUUGCUUUCUGUUCCAAGAACUUCAUUUUAAGACUCUGACUAGGUAGCUGUGUGGCUUAUUGUUGUGUGAAGUUUCUUUUUUGUGGUUCCUGUUUAACAAGGGAUCUAAUUAGCGUUGUAAUUAUAAAAUUUAAUGUGGAAAAUUAUUUCAUUUAUACCUUUUUUAUCAAAAAAAUAUCUCCAUUUUAAAAUUUGAGCUGUAUUUUUUUUACCUCAGUCGAUAAUUCCCCCUUGGUUAUUCGCCGGAUUGGUUGGUGUGAUUUCCAGCUCUGGUUGAGCCUGUUCUUGUAUAAAUUAUCCCGUUUCUUUAUUCGUUGUUCUCACUCAAUACCCCGACUGGUAUUGAGUGAGAAGUAUCCACUGUCUUUAGGCUUUUGAGCCAAUUAUCCACUACAUAUCAUGCAUCUAGUCUGACGUAAAACGUACCAACCUGACCUUUGAUAGAAAGUAAGCAAUGACACGGCUUCUCACGACCUGAAGGCCAGAUACCAAAGUCAGAUAUACAAAGACUUUUUUCUCCUGUUUUAUCACUUUCCUGCAUUGGAGCUGCAUAAUUUUUCUUAUUUUAUGCAUUGUAACUUAUUUAGGCCUCUUUUUUUUUACCUGUGACAUUACGUAAAAACGUUUAACAAUUUAAUUACAAAAAAAAGAGAAAUUUACCAUUUUCUGUUCCCCCAGUUCUUUUGUUUGCAACGGUGGACUGCUGUAACUAAAUCAGUCCUCCAGACAUGGGUGUAGGAUAGUUGGAUGUGCAGUUGGUAAGACGAUGAGAAAACGUUCCUGACAGCAAUGGUGGAUCACUGGGAACAUAAUUAUAGGCCCAGAAUUGAUAUCUAUUUUUCUGGCGGCCUCAUCAAUUGGCCAGUGUGUCUCUAUAUGAUAUAGUGCCAUCUGGCUCGAUCAUUUGUUGUACCAGUAGGACUCUUGUCGUUGAUCUUGGUUGUGCCACUCCUGCAGCAGUAUGAACCUUGACGCAUUUUCUGGAAGCUGGUGCUGAAAAUUGACCAAGUGAAAAUAUAUCAUCAAUAUUGAUGGUCGUAUUAUUCCCCUUCUUAAUAUCCUUCUCUUCAUAUCUUGUCAAACAUCAUAUUGCCUCUGGAACACAGUUUUCAAAUUGUAAACAUGUCUGAAAACCCAAUGAAGAUUUGAAGGAUAAAUAUACGCAAUAAGUGACGCUAUGAAUAUGCAGAGAAUCCGUUUGACUUUGCGCUUUACCAUUCUCCAGAUUCUGGUUUGUUUUCUUAUCUAAUUUCCGAACCAUUUUUGUAGCUCUCCUUGUUUGCAGAGUCCCUAAAUGAAAUGAUCCAGUUUGAGAUGGGAAGCCGACUUUUGUCAUUUCUUCAGGUAAAUUCCAUGGAAGCCUCUGCUUCGCCUCCCCUCCUAAAUGUAUUGACUUCUUGGUCUGUUCUCAAUUCACUUGAUACAACUUUCCUCCUCCAGAAGCUGCGCUCAAAUUGUUUGGCUAAACGAAACAAGCAAAAAAGAGAACGGGAGGAAACCGCUGAGAAGAAUGAGAAAGAAUCAUCUGCACACAAGCGUCUGAAAUCGGUUGACGACAAUAAAGUAGAGAAUGAAUGGGCUCAAUCUAUGGCACAGAGCAGCUCUACACUUGAUAAUGCUUCACAGAUUGCCAAAGACGAGAAUUCAGCCCAUGGGUUGGAUGAAUCUACAGCAGAGAAUAAAGAAGAGCAGGUGAUGGAGGUCCAAGAAGAUCUUAAAGAAGCAGAGGAAAUGGAUGAGACGCCGCCUGAGAACGUUGCAGCAAAGCAGGCAAGAUUUAUUUCGUUUCUUCUUCCAGGAUCCGAAUUUGCUUGUCUCCUGUUUCUUGCUAUAAUUCCCGGUCAGCUUCCUGCUGAGUGAUUACGUUUUUCAAUUGGUUGGAUCUGUAUAAAGCAUUCACUUUUUAUAUUGCACAAGGGGAUGGUGUAUCCAUGGAAGAAAGAAAGAGAAUGAGAAUGAACGGCCAAGGAUUACGUUAAUUUUUUUUUUCACCCGUUUUUCUCUUUGCCUGAGCUGCUUCUCCGAUGCAGGAAGAAAUCCCAGGUGAGAAGGUGGAGCCAGAGGAGAAGGCUGACGGGCUUCCCGAACAAGAAGUGAAGGGGGAGGACGGAAAGUCCACAGAGGAGGGGACUGCUAGACAUGAUACAGAGAGAGGCACUGCUAGAGAGGACGACCCUGGUAAGAAAGAGCAUGCGCCAGAGGUUGUCAAUGGAGACUUGCUGCAGGUAUCUUAUCCUUGUCAAUUUUUCUGCUGUUGGGCUUUUUUUUUUUUUCUCUUCAGUCAAAAUUCGAUUCAGUCCUCUCUGCGAUGAACCCCGAUGCUAAAAUAUUUCCAUCAAAAUCGAUCAGGCAUUCAGGUACUUCGAUCGAAAUAGAGUGGGCUACAUCAAGGUACGUAUGUCCGGGGAAAACCCACACCAGAGAGGAUCACUGAACCAUCUGAGAACGCCCCCACGUUUCCCCUGCAGGUCGAGGAUCUAAGGCUAAUCAUCCACAACUUGGGACUGUUUCUCUCACAGAAGGAGGUGAAGGUAUGGUUCUCUCUUCUUUCGCCCAUCUUAACGUCAGACUCUCAUAUUGGCCUCCCUGAUGCAAUCGGGAACGCCGCUGUCUCGCAGGAGCUGGUGCAGAGUGCUCUCCUGGAGAGCAGCUCUUCGAGGGACAACCGGGUCAUGUAUCAUAAGCUGGUUAGGAUGGGUGGUCUUCUGUCCUAG
Spirodela intermedia is the source of this 9774-nucleotide messenger RNA. The record is from the annotation of a GenBank genome assembly. Lineage: Eukaryota; Viridiplantae; Streptophyta; Magnoliopsida; Alismatales; Araceae.